Molecule: messenger RNA, 1044 nt
Organism: Cladophialophora psammophila CBS 110553
Lineage: Eukaryota; Fungi; Ascomycota; Eurotiomycetes; Chaetothyriales; Herpotrichiellaceae
Exons: 1
Coding region: 1-1044 (347 amino acids)
Source: RefSeq, a predicted model, not a curated record
AUGGCGACCUCUGGCAAAUCCGUCUUCCUCAUUGGCCCCGGGUUCAUUGGCCGGGAAGUCCUCGAUCUCCUCCUCCAAGAGAACUAUGCGGUGACGACGCUGACCCGUCGCGAAGCCUAUGCGACUGAGCUCCAACAAAGCGGCGCGAAGACCGUGCUUGGUAGCCUGGACGACCAAGACAUCAUCGUCAACCAGACCCUCAUCAGUGACAUUGUCAUCCACACCGCCACGGCAGACCAUCUGCCCUCGGUUGAAGGCGUGAUCGCAGGCAUCGAUCAACGUGCAAGUCAAGGAAAGCAGACCAUUUUCAUCCACACGAGCGGCACCUCGCUGCUGAGCGACGACGCGAAGGGCGAAUACAAAUCCGACAAGAUCUUCUACGAUGACAAGCCUCAAGACAUCGAUGCUCUCCCCGACAGCGCCUCGCAUCGCUUGAUCGAUCUCGCAAUCAUCCGCGCACGCAAGAGACUCGGCAAUAGUGCCAAAAUGGUCAUCAUGAUUCCGCCGUUGAUCUACGGCGCCAACCCCAAAUAUAAGCGUCUAUCGAUUCAGUUGCCGACUUUGAGUCGGUUCGCGAUGAAACACGGCUACGCAGGCUAUGUCGGUAAGGGUGAAUCUGUGUGGUCCGAAAUCCACGUCGUGGACCUCGCUCGGGGGUAUCUCACACUUUUACAUUGGCUCGAACAAACGGAUGCCUCCAAAAUCCUUGAAAACCCUUACUUCUUCUGCGAGAACGGGCAAGAAUUCGCAUGGAGAGAUGCAGUGGCACAGGUUGCCAAGGCGUUGCAUGCUGCUGGGCGGAUCGCAUCACCGGAGCCUAAACCAAUCCCUGAGAGUGAUUUUGAUGAUCUCUUUGGGAAGUACACGGCAUGGGUGGUUGGGUCGAACUCGAGAAGUCGAGCGAACCGGCUGAGAGCGCUGGGAUGGGAGCCGAAGGAGAAGGGCCUGAUGGCCUCCUUGGUGGAGGAUGAGGUUCCGAUUUUGUUGGAGGAGACGGGCGAGUUUAAUGGAUAUGCCAGUGUUGCUGCUUCUGGCGGAUCGUAG